ACAUGAAAUAACAAGUAUAUUCGAAACGGAUGCAUACACAAAAUGCAAAAUACAAAGUGUCUAUGAAUAGAGAUAAAAAGGCGUAAAUUUGCUCAGACGAAUCAGUUCAACGCUUGAUUCCAACUGGUGAAGUUCAAUUUCAUCGAGUAAAAUAAUGCCGCUAGACAAGGAUAAUGCAGGCCAUCGUGAUUUUUCUAAUCGGCUUGAUGCGAAAUUUACCGGAAAUAGUUUUUAUGACAAAGCUGCUCGGCCCAUCAUCCAUGGCGCAUAUCACGCUGGCCGUUACGUAAGAUCGUCCAAUCCCGAGGAAAUGGCACGUGCCAAGGAUCAAUUUAGCAAAUUCGGAACUGGACAGUCACAAACCGAAUAUUUGGCAGUAUAUCGAGAACAACAAAAACAACAAGAACAAUCGUUUCCAAAGUCAGUCCAAGAACAAUUGACACCACAAUCAUUCCAAGAACAAUUGACACCAAAGUCUUGGAAUGAAAAAUUGUUUCCAGACUUGAUGCAACAACAACAACAACAACAGCAACAGCCAAAGUCAAUGUUUGACUUAUUGCGCAAAAAUUAACGAGCGAUUCGAUGAAAAAAUUAUCAAUGCCGCCGUCGUCUAUUGUCCUGAUCAUGAUUAAAAUAUGUCAAUGUUUUGAUUUAUUUUGAAAAUGUUGUGCAUUGGUCAAUAAAAAUAUCGCAUGUUUAAAUUUAUUCAAUAUGGCAUUUGUUUUUCAGUGUACGCUUAACAAAAUCCAGAGUACCAUGAGCAUUGAGCACUGGCUGUUAGCGCAUCGAUAUGUUUAGAAACAUCAAAAUUAUGCUGC
Molecule: messenger RNA, 818 nt
Organism: Sitodiplosis mosellana (orange wheat blossom midge)
Lineage: Eukaryota; Metazoa; Arthropoda; Insecta; Diptera; Cecidomyiidae
Exons: 4
Coding region: 155-571 (138 amino acids)
Source: RefSeq, a predicted model, not a curated record